Pantherophis guttatus is the source of this 3005-nucleotide messenger RNA. RefSeq names its product CDC42 effector protein 4 (gene CDC42EP4). Gene Ontology annotation, cellular component: cytoplasm; plasma membrane; cytoskeleton. Lineage: Eukaryota; Metazoa; Chordata; Lepidosauria; Squamata; Colubridae. The record is from RefSeq and is a predicted model, not a curated record. Gene Ontology annotation, biological process: regulation of cell shape; positive regulation of actin filament polymerization; Rho protein signal transduction. Gene Ontology annotation, molecular function: small GTPase binding.
UUGUUUGAGCAGUUGGAAGCCGGAGGGGAAGGCAGGCAGGCGGACGGGCGGGCAGGGCAGGGUAUGGAGCUGCGCGAACCGAGGGGCCCCUCAGCUGUUGCGCCGCCGACCAGAGCAGCGCCGUCUCGAUCCUCCUCUGCAGUUUUAGGCUUGGAAUAUUAAAAGGCCAAAAGAAGUUUGAGGACUUCCUGAGGGACUACAGAAAUAUUCUUUGAUCUACGUGUGAUCCAAGUUCACACUUCUCACAAAAAUGCCUAUAUUGAAGCAGCUGGUGACAAACUCUGCUAAUCCUAAACGCCGGUCUCGGGCUGAUCUGACAACUGAGAUGAUCAGCGCUCCUCUUGGCGAUUUCCGUCACACCAUGCAUGUGGGUCGGGCUGGGGAUGCCUUUGGAGAUACCUCCUUCCUCACUAGCAAGGGUGGGGAGGGAGAACAGGAAGCUACGGAGGAGACCGGUUCCUUCUCGAAGCCUGGCCUGCUCUCACGGAGGUUUCGCAGCAGCAAGCGGUCUCAUUCUGUGACACGUGGUGACCGGCGGGACAUGCUGGGCUCUCUGAGGGAUUCAGCAAUUUUUGUGAAGAAUGCAGUAUCCCUACCGCAACUCACGGAGAAGGAAGCAGAUAAGAGUGGCAGGAAGCAGCUACCUAAGAGCCUCUCCUCCAGCCCUGUGAAGAAAGGCCCCGAGGAGAACAUCCUCGAAGAGAAACACACAAAUGGUGCUGCUGAAGUCCUCAACUCUAAACCCUACAGUCCUGGCUUGGAAGAGCGUGAUUUUGGGGAUGUGACUGAUUUGCCUUUAGUCAUCCCCAAGGACAGCUACGGCAUGAAGCAUGCCGAGUCGAUCCUUUCUUUUCAUAUUGAUCUGGGACCUUCCAUGUUAGGGGACGUCUUGAGCAUUAUGGAUAAGGACUUGUGGGAACAAGAGGACUCUGGUUAUCAUGGAGCGGAGGAUCCCCAAAGGGAAGCUGGCCCAACAGAGACAUCAGCAGCCCGGUGGUUUAGCCACGAAAGCAAACUUGUCUUGGAUUCUGUGAUUCAAAACGAUGGCCACCGAGUAGUCACUUACAGUCCUGGAUCGGCUCGCAGCGUCACCAGUCGUACGACAAUAGACAGCAGUUCGGUCUCCAGCUGUGUGUCCAUGGGGGAGGAACAGCGAAGCUUAGCCUCUAAAGGACCCAGCCACAGCCUUCCGAGUAAUGGGAGGCAUAACCUUGUGAAACAGCCAGAGAAAGAGUUCUCUUUCAUGGAUGAGGAAGAUGAUGAGAUAAGAGUAUAAAAAAGCCGUAUACUCCCUUUGAGUUGAAGGAGAAAAUGCAGUUGAAUCUGGAAUAAACAGCACGAUACGAAGAGGAAAAAAAAGUGUUAAAUGCUUUUGCCAGCCUUCUUAGGCUGCAGAUUUCAUCAUUAUUUUCUUAAACAGGCUGCUGGAAAGUUGUUGGGUUUUUUUCUUCCCCAUUUGGGGUUAUUUGCAAGGGUCAAGCUGGAAAUCACAUAUAAAUGGUGUUCUGUAUAUUUAAAAUAAUUUAUUCCUAUGUUCAUAGGGAUGCCUAAAGUAGGUUGCUAGGAGAUAUUUGGAAAAAAAUGUUUCCAAGCAGAAAUCUGACAUAUUCAAACUUUUUUUUGAAAAGGGUAGCUCUUGGUUAACUUAUCUACUUGCCUGUUUAAAGCAAUACAGAGCUGAAUAUUAGGACAAAGCUCAAAAGCACUAGUUUCUCUAUUAAUACACACAUAUAUAUAUAUAUAUAUACACACACACACACACAUAUAUAUAUAUAUAUAUAUAUAUAUAUCCUUUACCUUUAUACUAGUGCUUGUAAGAUUUUUUUUUCUUUUGUAUUUCCAAGGAGAAUUCUUUUCUGGACCUUGCGGUAGUCUGCAGGUUGUUAUAUGUUUGCAGAAAGGGAAUAAAAACAGGAGUUUGAAAUAACCAAAUCUUUCAGAUCUACACAUUUGGAUGCUAAAUAAUUUUCUUCUUGUGGGCAUACCUCUGGAAGUAUUUAUCACCUUUGGAAAUCUCAUUGUAUUUCUUUUUUUAAAAAAUCAUAUGGCAGAAGUUUUUGGAAAACAGAUUGAGAAGAACUACACCUCUUAUAUCUGCCAUCUACAGCAGGAUCUUCUCUUAGUUCUUGAGGGAACCAGAGAUGGAAAGAAUAAAAAUGAUAACCUAGCUUGAAACAGACUUCCCCAUUUCUAAAAUUUGUCACCCAUUUAGAGUGACCAUGUGGCUCUUUCUAGGAAAGCAAUCUUGGAGAUGCAUAAAGCUGCUGAGGGAAGAAUAUCCAACAAGGUUGGUCAGCCUGGCUACCCAUUACUUAUUAACUUAUUUUCCUCUUCAGGAUUUUCCUUUGGGUAAGCAGACAGGAUGUCCUAAAAACUGUCUUAUUUCAUUAGAUCAAUCCUUGGGGAUACGGGGACGGGAGAUAGACAAUUGGGUGAAUGCUACUGACUUGCAUGCCUUCAGAUGUAAAUGUAAGUCCCCCAAGUAACCUAACCAGAUAGGGCUUCAUUCUUUCUUAGUUUUUAUUUCUUUAGAAUGUAUCAGCAGAGCUGACCGAAGCACAAAAAAGCUUAGCAUUUGUCAUUCCAGGAACAAUGGAGAAGGGCAGUGCUGAGUUCCUUUCCUUUGAAACUGUUUUCAGUUAACUACCUUCCCAGCAUCUUUAGGAGGUGCUCCUAACAUUCCUGUCUCAAAGAUGGAUUUUAUUUAGGGCUGGUGGGUGGGGGUAUUUUUUUUUGUUGGCAUUUACAUUUUGCUGGGCAUUAAACACUAAAUUGCUUUCUUAUUUUUUUAGAUUUAUAUAUAUAUAUAUCCUAUAUAUAUAUGCUAUGUAUUAGAUUGGCCCAGUCCUGUCAGAGAAGGAGUAUUCCUUGGUUGUGACUUUCUUGUGUAUGUACAUGGUAUUUGUUCCAUGCAUCUGAUGGAGGAUUUAAAAAAAACAAAAAACAAAACAGAAAUGUUUGUUUUCAAAUGCAAGGAAAUUAAACUAUAGUGAGGAAAACAAUCA